Manihot esculenta (cassava) is the source of this 2196-nucleotide messenger RNA. RefSeq names its product tRNA-specific adenosine deaminase TAD3. Gene Ontology annotation, cellular component: cytoplasm; nucleus. Gene Ontology annotation, biological process: tRNA wobble adenosine to inosine editing. The coding region runs from base 618 to 1907 and encodes 429 amino acids. Gene Ontology annotation, molecular function: tRNA-specific adenosine-34 deaminase activity. Lineage: Eukaryota; Viridiplantae; Streptophyta; Magnoliopsida; Malpighiales; Euphorbiaceae. The transcript has 10 exons. The record is from RefSeq and is a predicted model, not a curated record.
UCCUCUUCUCCCUCAAAACGCGGAUAAGCCUACCGUUUCUGAAUCCCUUCCUCCACCAAGACCCAUCGAAAACCACCUCCUCCCUCGACCUCUGCCCCUUCAAUCACCAGAGCCACAACCCCACAGAAUCUCGCCUCUCCCUUAACCGCUUUCUUCAAGUUCAACAUCCAGUUCUCCCAUCUUCUUCUUCACCACACCUUGCUCCUUCUCCCAUCGUUUUCACCUCCAUCGAUUUCUCAUAGACCCGUCUCCUCUCUCCGUUGGCUUAUCCUCUGAAACCCACUCCAUUGUCCUCCCCUUCAUCGUUGUUACAGCUCCUCCUCUUCUCCAUCAAUAUUCCACCAUUUCCUCAUCAUCUCCCCAAAAAUUAGAAAACCCACCUGCAUUCACCGAUUCGGGUUGUUCCGUGAAAGCAAAGACGAAGCACCCAGCGGCGUAGCAGAACCGGCAAAGCAAUCGGAGGCCGUGUAUUAGAACCGGAAAAGCACAGACAACCUUUCACCGAGUCUUUCCAGUGCCACUCCGCACCCAACCGCGUCAUCGCCCUCACUGACCCUUUUGCUCCCUCUGCUCAGCCUCAAAACUUUCCUUCGGCGUGGUAUUAGAGGAAGCAAGCAAUGACAAAUGAGAAAACAGAGGUGUGGAAAAUUAUCCACAUCCCUGACAAGCGUCCCAUAUCACCUAAAGAGCAACCCACUGUGAAUGCUUUUGCCUCAGUGAUUGAGCCAAAACUUGCAAAUGCUCUUAUAAGGCUGUUAAAUCAGAUAGCUCCACUUGAAGAUAUGCGCCAUGUGAAGCGUAUACAGAAGAGACAUGAUGAAAGCGGGAAAAUUCAGUUGUCUGUGAUCCUUUGCCUAGCUUCUGAGAAUGAUAACCAGUCAAGCAACAUGCCACAGAAUGUACAAGAGCUAAUAAAUUCUUACCAGUUGAGUCCUUUUAUCAUAAAAGUUUGCAAAUGGGCUGCAACAUCUAGAGAAGAGUGGGAAGAACAAUGCAAACUGUGGCCAACAUCAUAUCAUCCACCUACUUACAAUAUUAACGGCAUUACUGGAUUUGGCGAAGAGGACUCUCAAUCGGUUUUCAACUUCAUGAAAGUGGCUGUUGACUUGGCAAAAUCUGGUGGUGGUUUGAUGGUCAAUGCUGCUGUUAUAGUGGAUCCCUCAGUUCAGCAGAUUAUUGCAAGUGGACAUGAUCAAAUUUAUUCAUGGCAUAGCAGGACUGGCAUUGAAAAUAGCAACUUUAAACAGCCAGCCUCAUUUGCUUCUAAUCCCAAGCCCAGUGGCGCAAAUCAUUUAACUGUGUUUCCAAACAAUUUGCAUAAUGGACCUGCAAGAUUGUAUGCUGGUGUUUCUUGUUUAAAUCCUUGGCAUUGGUGUGGGCAACAAUUGGAUAUGGGAAGUUCCUGUUAUUUGCAUCCUUUACAACAUGCUGCCAUUGUUGCUAUUGAAUCUUCUGCUGAAAGGGAUAGGCGGCUAUUCCCUGGCUUGCUUCAUACUGUGAAGUCCUCUGAAGUGAAACAUAUGCAGUCUUCUUGUGCAGGUUCUCCAGCAAAAAGACAGAAAAUUAACCUUGCAUAUGUGGAGGAUGGGAAGGAAUUGGAUGCUGAUUCUGAAGUAACAUCAGUGAGGCCCUAUCUGUGCACUGGGUAUGACAUCUACCUGGUAUGGGAGCCAUGUACAAUGUGUGCAAUGGCACUUGUGCAUCAAAGAAUUCGGCGUAUAUUUUAUGCUUUCCCCAAUCCGAAUGCUGGUGCACUAGGCAGUGUUCACAGACUACAGGGAGAGAAAAGCUUGAAUCAUCACUAUGCUGUUUUUAGGGUAGUUCUGCCAGAAGAGGUUCUUAAUGUGGCUGAAGUGGUAGCAAGAGCUGAUGAUGAUAAUGACCAAAUUGCCACUGCUGUAUCUUAACAAGAGUAUUUUGAUACUCUCCAUGAAGACAAUUGAGUGAUUUCUCUCCUCUUGCCAAAAAUGCAAGCAUUUUGUGGGAAGGAUUUCAUGGUGAUUCCAUUCUCUCCAAAUCUGCAUGUGAGAGUUUAGGCUUUUUGUAUUCUUGUUUUUCAUAGUUCAGAUGUAUUCUUUUUGCAUCACAGCCUUCUCGUCAUUUAAUUUUUCUUGACCUGACUUUUUACAGUAUUUUCAUUUAAUUUUUGAUAUCGAAUGAUAAUUUAUAAAUAAAUAUAAUAUUGUUUUAUAUCAA